GCGGGCCGGGCCGGCAACCACAGCAGGCUGCAGGGAGUGGAACCCGGACUUUCGGAGCUGACAGCAGGCGGCGAUCCCAGUGCAGGAAUGGGCACCCCAGUGCACCGAGUGUCAAUGAGGGAUGCCUGGAGCAGGCACGUGAACCCUGACAUGGAGAGUGAGAGGCGCAAGCAGUCCUUCGAUGUGGAACGACUCACCAGCAUCCUCGAUGGAGGUGCCCAGAACACUGAACUCCGCAGGAGAGUUGAGAAUAUCAUCCACAGUGACCCAGAACUCAGCAUUAAGGACAUUUAUUUUAUGUCCCAGAAUGAGCGAUAUGAGAAUGCCAUUCGGAAGGCAGUCCACAUCAACAUGAUAGCCCGGCGCCUAGGCUGGCUGCAGGAUGGUCCUGAAUUAACCUAUGCUUACAGAGCCCUCGCUGGAGACCUGAGCUUCAAUAUACACAAGGUAUUCCUGAAAGCCCUCGGGAGCCUGGGCACAACGGAGCAGAUUGCCAAAUGGGGGGAGCUGUGCCAAGAUUUCCAGAUCAUCACAACAUACGCCCAGACAGAACUGGGACACGGGACAUACCUUCAGGGAUUGGAGACUGAAGCCACCUAUGACCCAGCCACUCAGGAGUUUGUGAUUCACAGCCCCACAUUGACUGCCACCAAGUGGUGGCCCGGGGACAUGGGACGCACAGCCACCCAUGCCUUGGUCCUGGCCCAGUUGAUCUGCUCAGGAGCCCAGCAGGGCAUGCAUGCCUUCAUGGUGCCCAUCCGGAGCCUCAGGGACCACUCCCCACUGCCAGGGAUCACCGUUGGAGACAUAGGGCCCAAGAUGGACUUUGAUCACACAGACAAUGGCUUCCUGAGGUUGGACCAUGUGCGAGUCCCCCGGGAGAACAUGCUGAGCCGCUUUGCACAGGUCUUGCCAGAUGGCACCUACACCAAGCUCGGAGCAGCGCAGAGCAACUACCUUUCCAUGGUGGUGGUGCGGGUGAGCCUGCUGCUGGGCGAGAUCUUACCCAUCCUGCAGAAGGCUUGUGUCAUCGCCACGCGCUACUCAGUCGUACGCCGCCAGUCCCGCCUCCAGCCCAGUGAUCCUGAGGCAAAGAUUCUGGACUACCAGACCCAGCAGCAGAAGCUCUUCCCCCAGCUGGCCAUGGCCUAUGCAUUCCAUUUCGGGGCCUUCCACAUCCUGGAAUUCUUCCAGCAGGCCUACAGUGCCAUUCUGGAGGGGGACUUCAGCUCGCUGCCCGAGCUCCACGCACUGAGUGCAGGUAUGAAGGCCAUGGUGUCUGACGCCUGCACCCAGGGGGCCGAGAUGUGCCGCAGGGCCUGCGGCGGGCACGGCUUCUCCAAGCUGAGUGGCCUGCCAUCACUGGUCACCAAGGUGACAGCCUCCUGUACCUACGAGGGUGAGAACACUGUCCUCUACCUACAGAUGGCCAGGUUCCUGGUGAAUAACUGCCUUCAGGCUCAGAUGUCCUCAGGCUCCACUUCACAGAGGUCUCUACCUCAGUCCGUCACGUAUCUCGCCGCACCAGUCCUGGCCAGGUGCCCAGCCCAGAAGGCAGCUGACUUCCUCUGCCCGGAUCUCUACAUAGCAGCCUGGGCACAUGUGGCGGCCAAGCUCAUAAAGGACUCAGUGCAUCACUUACAGGCCCUGAUGCAGUCUGGCAUGAAUAGGCCCGAGGCAUGGAACCAGACCACCUUCCAGCUUCUCCAGGCUACCAAGGCGCACUGCUGCUACAUCAUGGUGAAGAGCUUCGCACAGAAGCUGGAGGAACUGAAACAUGAGCCAGCGAUUCAGCAGGUGCUCAAACGGCUCUGUGACCUCUAUGCCUUACAUGGCCUCUUGACCAACUCAGGCGACUUCCUCCACGACGGCUUCCUGUCCGGGGCCCAAGUGGACAUGGCGAGAACAUCUUACCUGGACCUCCUCAGUCUCAUCCGGAAGGACGCCAUCCUGUUAACGGAUGCUUUUGACUUCACUGACCAGUGUUUAAAUUCCGCCCUUGGCUGUUACGAUGGAAACGCCUAUGAGCGUAUGUUCGAGUGGGCUCAAAGGUCACCAACCAAUCAGGGGAACCCUGCCUACGAGAAACACUUACGACCACUGUUACAAAGCAGGGGAGCCAAGCUAUGAGGCAUAGCCAACCGUACUUGAGAGGUAUCUGGAGACGGAACCGGCACAUGCAUACUCAGGAGGAGAGGAAACAGAACGUGGGGGAGUCUGCUAAUGCCUUCCUGGCCCUCCAUGCCUUCAAAUAAAUACAAA
Echinops telfairi (small Madagascar hedgehog) is the source of this 2262-nucleotide messenger RNA. RefSeq names its product acyl-CoA oxidase 2 (gene ACOX2). NCBI's taxonomy places the organism in Eukaryota, Metazoa, Chordata, Mammalia, Afrosoricida, Tenrecidae. Gene Ontology annotation, biological process: very long-chain fatty acid metabolic process; fatty acid beta-oxidation using acyl-CoA oxidase; lipid homeostasis. The transcript is spliced from 16 exons. The record is from RefSeq and is a predicted model, not a curated record. Gene Ontology annotation, cellular component: peroxisome. Gene Ontology annotation, molecular function: FAD binding; fatty acid binding. The coding region runs from base 88 to 2130 and encodes 680 amino acids.